AUGGGCAAUUCACAUUGGCAAGAUGAGCAACGUAUCGUCAACCCAGCAACGCUUUUGCAAAAUAACUGCUUGGACAACACAGCGCAACACAAUCACAGAUCAAGUUCCGGUCGCAAUAGAGUCGCAUCUUUUACAACUGAUUUGGAAGUGCAGCAGAACUGGGACGUGCCGCGGAUAUCAACGAGCAUUCCUCAGGCUGUGCAGCCGAGAAAAGGAUCCCUGCAACUGUGGCAGUUCUUAGUUACUCUGCUAGACGAUCCCGGCAACAGGAGUUGCAUCGCGUGGACAGGCAGGGGGCUCGAAUUCAAGCUGAUAGAGCCAGAAGAGGUUGCCCGACGCUGGGGAGUGCAGAAGAACCGGCCUGCCAUGAAUUACGACAAGCUGAGCCGUUCGCUGCGGUACUACUACGAAAAGGGUAUAAUGCAGAAGGUGGCCGGCGAGCGCUACGUUUACAAGUUCGUCUGCAGUCCGGACGCCCUGUUCACGAUGGCCUACUCGAGCGAAGGGAAGAAGAACAGCCACGCCUCGAUCGGGCAGCAGACGUCCGGCGGCCUGUAUGGCCAGCAGCGUCAGGUCCCGCGCUACACCAGCCUCGAGAACUACCCUGGCGAUCUGACCGCAGGCCAAGCUAUCUCGUGCAACGAGCAGUACGAGAUUUUCAACCAGGUGUGCGGCAACAACCUGGCAUUCCAGAGUCUGGACACUUACCACAGCUUGCAGCAGACGGCCGGCCAGAAACUGUCCUACUACGACUUGGCGCCAUCGAGUUACGAGGAAUCGAGGCAGGACUUCAAGAGGCGGGCUAGAAUUUGCUGCAAGACUAGUCCUCCAAUGUUGAUCGGGGAGAGUGCGAAUGCUGAGAAGGAAGUUGAGACCAGAAGCAUCGAGAGGAACCUCAAAGUGUGUGUUGCUGACUAUCUCAGCUCUAACUAUUCCAACUGACUUUAAAAUGAGCAGUAUUGGUAUUGAUCAUUAUCAAUUGACGAGAAGGUUGUUGUCGUAACUUGAAAUGCAGUAGCAUGCCACCCUACUUUAAUUUCAAACAUUCAUCUAACUCUUAAUUUAAUGUUUUUACGCAGGGUUUACAAUUUAACAAGGCAAAAAUGCAUCUGACUUCAGCUGUUAAACAAAUUACCUGUUUGAGGGGUUUCCCGCAUUAUUCAUUAAUUGACUGAUAAUAAAUUUUGCGCUAAAUGAGGCAUGAAAACUUUGUUCCACUUUGAAACAAAACCGGUGUUGAAUUAAAUCAAUUAAAUAUGUGGAAACAAAAGUUUUAUUGGAAAUUCCCAGAAUUCCGAUAUCAGAUCUUCAAACUAAAUACUUAUGAAUUGUGCACCGAAAAAUUGCAUGUGUACGCAUCUCAUUAAUAUGCGCGAUUUAGUGGAUCUCCCCGCCAAAGGGUUUAAGCAUUGUAUUGUGGCGAGACUAUGCAAAUCCUGCCUUUAAGAAAAACAUUCCAAAAAUUGAAGUCAAAUGCAAGAUGAAUUGAGAAAAUACUUAAUAUUCUAAUUUAUGCAAAAAAAACAUGAUAUAUGCCUGUUUAGGCUGGCAUAGCCCUGACUGCGGUAAUUGUUUGCCAUCAAAUAGCAGUGGUAAGAAAAAAAUUUAAAUAUUUCAGUGGUGGUCAUGGAUCUUACCAAUUUACAAGGAAGACAGCAGAUUGGAAUGGAUUGGGAAUAUGGGUGCAGAUGUAAUAAAUUACAUUCCAAUUGAUGAGUUACUUUUGACAAUUUAUUCCUCUUAAAUUUGCGCAUCACAAUUUAUGCAUCCUUGGAACAGAAAUUGUUACAAAACAUUGUGUUGAUUUCAGUUGCAAUUGGCUCGUUAAUAAAUUAUUAUCAUAACUGUGGUAAAAUAAAGAAUUGGUGGUGUGACA
Molecule: messenger RNA, 1876 nt
Organism: Cloeon dipterum
Lineage: Eukaryota; Metazoa; Arthropoda; Insecta; Ephemeroptera; Baetidae
Product: ETS domain-containing transcription factor ets-5-like
Exons: 4
Coding region: 1-942 (313 amino acids)
Biological process (GO): cell differentiation; regulation of transcription by RNA polymerase II
Cellular component (GO): nucleus
Molecular function (GO): DNA-binding transcription factor activity, RNA polymerase II-specific; sequence-specific DNA binding
Source: RefSeq, a predicted model, not a curated record